This is a messenger RNA of Bombina bombina (fire-bellied toad), 2090 nucleotides long. Its product is annotated as gastrula zinc finger protein XlCGF8.2DB-like. Gene Ontology annotation, biological process: regulation of transcription by RNA polymerase II. The transcript is spliced from 3 exons. Lineage: Eukaryota; Metazoa; Chordata; Amphibia; Anura; Bombinatoridae. The coding region runs from base 355 to 1560 and encodes 401 amino acids. The record is from RefSeq and is a predicted model, not a curated record. Gene Ontology annotation, molecular function: RNA polymerase II cis-regulatory region sequence-specific DNA binding; DNA-binding transcription factor activity, RNA polymerase II-specific.
UUAAGUCUGGUGGGUGACUAUAUUGAUUCCAUCCUGCCUCUAUAGCAUCAAAGGAGAUGCUACAACUAUUGUGAGUACCAUUCUCUUCUAUCACAUUGAUUCACCUGUGUUAAGGCAAUACUAGGCCAUAUAGGCACCUGUGUUUCUUUUUGUCGUUCUGAUACAGACACCACAUCAUUACCGGCAGUUGGUCUCCUGGGUGACUGUAAUAGAUCCCAGAGUGUCUCCAUAGCACUAAUUGAGGUGCUUUCACAAAUACACGGCCAGAGCACUGAGAGAUACCAGGUAUUGAUGUAACUGGAGUGAAUAAGGGAACCUUCUUCCUGAGCACAGACAUUGGAGCCUGUUAUCAGCAUGAACUCAUAUGUGUUAGACAAACACAUGAAUAGUUCAUAUCCAUUCUUUACUACAGGAAGCAUCAGAAUGAUACCACAGACUCCAACAUUUUUAGACACUAAUGACUAUUCACAAACAUUGGGGAUAUCACAGCAGAUAUUUAAAGAACAUGGUGAAUUGUCAGGAACUGGGCAGCAAUCAUUAUGUACAGAGAGUGAUUUAGUCAUCAAACAAGAGGACAACAUUUAUGAGUUUUCUAGUGAAAUUAUUAUCCCAGAGGAUAAACCACACACAUUUGCUGAGUUUUCAAAACAUAUUAAAGAAGAGAAAAGUCUACAGUCUAGCCAAAUGAUUCAUACAAAAGACAAACCUUUCAAAUGUACAGAAUGUGAGAAAAGCUUUAGAUAUAAGUCUCAUCUUCUAGAACACCACACAAUUCUCACAGAUGAGAAGCCUCACACAUGUCCUGAGUGUGGCAAAUGUUUUAUACAAAUGACAAAACUUAUAGCUUAUGGAAGGACCCACACAGGGGAGAAACCAUUUAGCUGUACAGAGUGUGGAAAAAGUUUUACACGAAUGUAUAAUCUGAAAACUCAUAAAAAGAAUCACAGAGGAGAAAAGCCUUUCACGUGUACAGAGUGUGGAAAAAGUUUUACACAAAAGAGUGAUCUGAAAAAGCAUGAAAGGAUUCACACAGGAGAAAAACCUUUCACAUGUACAGAGUGUGGAGAAAGUUUUACACAAAAGAGUGAUCUGAAAAAGCAUGAAAGGAUUCACACAGGAGAAAAACCUUUCACAUGUGCAGAGUGUGGAAAAAGUUUUACAGAAAAAAGUAAUCUGAGAAAACAUGAAAGGAUUCACACAGGAGAAAAGCCUUUCACAUGUACAGAGUGUGGAAAAUGUUUUACAGAAAAAAGUAAUCUGAGAAAACAUGAAAGGAGUCACACAGGAGAAAAGCCUUUCACAUGUACAGAGUGUGGAAGAAGUUUUAUACAAAAGAGUGAUCUGAAAAAGCAUGAAAGGAUUCACACAGGAGAAAAGCUGUUCACAUGUACAGCGUGUGGGAAAAGUUUUACACGAAUAAGUAGUCUGAAAAAUCAUGAAAGGAUUCACACAGGAGAAAAGCCAUUCACAUGUACAGAGUGUGGAAAAAGUUUUACAGAUAAGGGUAAUCUGAGAAAACAUGAAAGGAGUCACAAGGGAAGAAACCUUUCACAUGUUUAGAAAGUGGAAAAAGGGUUUAUUGAAAUCAGGUAUCACAAAACACCAAAUAUUUACACACAAAUAAACUUUAUAUACACCGUGUACAACCUUUUUACAAUUAUCCUAAAAAAGACAAACUCUCUAAACAAUAACAUCAAAAGAGAUGUUAUUGUAGAUAAUAUUUACUAAAUCCCAGUUACAGAAGCCUCAGAUUGGAAGUGCUCUCCUGCUGUCCUUUUGUUCCUCUAUAUACAGUUGUGCUCAUAAGUUUACAUACCCUGGCAGAAUUUAUGAUUUUUUGGCCAUUUUUCAGAGAAUAUGAAUGAUAACACAAAAACUUUUCUUUCACUCAUGGUUAGUUUUUGGCUGAAGCCAUUUAUUAUGAAUCAACUGUGUUUACUCUUUUUUAAAUCAUAAUGACAACAGAAACUCCCCAAAUGACCCUGAUCAAAGGUUUACAUACCCUGGUAAUUUUGGCCUGAUAACAUGCACACACAAGUUGACACAAAGGGGUUUAAAUGGCUAUUAAAUGUAACCAUCCUCACCUGUGA